Molecule: messenger RNA, 1407 nt
Organism: Hymenoscyphus albidus
Lineage: Eukaryota; Fungi; Ascomycota; Leotiomycetes; Helotiales; Helotiaceae
Source: the annotation of a GenBank genome assembly
CUUCAAUUCUCCCCAACAACUUCAAGACCACUCAACCGACUCCCAUCCAAGACCGAGUCUCAAUCAUGGCCGAAUUCAAGACUGUUUUCGCAAAGGAUGCUGCUCCUCGUAAGUUUCCCUCCCCAGUGGUCACUAGAGAAACAAGAAAACAAGAAAUUUACUAACAACCUCACAGCAGCAGGACCAUACGUAAGUUUCUUCAUCUACACAAACUACCUAAUUCUUCUCUUCCUUCCCCUAAUGAUACACGCAAUCUAAUCUUCGUCCUAUAGUCCCACGCCAUCGCAACAUCCUCAACAAUCUACUGCUCCGGCCAAAUCCCCUGCACCCCAUCCGGCGAGAUCCUCACCCAACCCACCUCUUCCAUCUCCACCAUGACAGAGCUCUGCAUCAAGAACCUCAGUGCCGUCCUUGAAGCAGCCGGCUCCUCUCUCUCAAAGGUAAGACUUUAUCAUACAUCCUCUGCCAUCUUGCCAAUUCUUUCCUCUUUCCAGUCAUGAAUGUAUCCCAAAGAAAUAUAUAAUCUUGCUAACCACAAUACCAUCACCAGGUAGUCAAAGUCAACGUCUUCCUAACCACCAUGGACAACUUCGCCGAAAUGAACAGCGUCUACGAGAAAUUUUUCACCCAUAAGCCAGCGCGGAGCUGUGUCGCUGUAUACCAAUUGCCUAAGGGUGUGCCGGUGGAGAUUGAGUGUAUUGCACUGGCUUAGAUUUCUAUGCAGGGGCGGGGAUAAAAUGGUGCUCGAGUCUAUGAAUGCUCAAUGCUCUAAAGCCAUAGAAGGAGCCGUAUGGUCCACCAACUCAAACUCCUGCAGUUGAUUCAAGGGAGUAAAUUUCAAUGGCUAUCUCUCCCGGGUUCCAAGAUUGUUCCACUGUUACGAUAUCUAUAGCUAGCUGGUCACCUAGGAGGCUAGAUAUCGGUGUACUAAAACAUUGCAUCACAAAUCCAAAAACCAAUAUAAAAAACUUACCAGGUUCUUAUCUUCAUCCUGCCAAUUCCUCCUAUUGUCCGCAGAAAGCUUUCCAACGUCCCUAUCUGAACACCCAUCACAAUUCCAACUCCACACCCCUUUAAAUCCAACACCUUAUUUGCAACCUCUUACCCCCAUCCUGAAUGAAACGCCGCAAAUCCCUAAACCCGGCUCCAUUUCCAUUAAAAGCACCCUCUCCCAAGCACCCAACAAAAAACGAAUAGAACCCAAGUCUUCCCCAAACGUCGAUUUCCUCCUCUUUUCUCAAAUUUCUACACGCAUCCUUCCUUCGAAUUCCACUAUAUCAUAUAAAUAAGAGUAAGAGUAAAAGUAAAAGUAAAAGUGGACUCUUUUCCUACCCGCUUAUUUACUUACUUGCCCACCCCGUAUCCCUACUGAGGCCUGUAGCGCCAGUUGCCGCAAUAGAAAAAAAA